Folsomia candida is the source of this 978-nucleotide messenger RNA. RefSeq lists its product as uncharacterized. Gene Ontology annotation, biological process: heterophilic cell-cell adhesion; establishment or maintenance of epithelial cell apical/basal polarity. The transcript has a single exon. The coding region runs from base 34 to 738 and encodes 234 amino acids. Lineage: Eukaryota; Metazoa; Arthropoda; Collembola; Entomobryomorpha; Isotomidae. Gene Ontology annotation, cellular component: protein-containing complex; plasma membrane. The record is from RefSeq and is a predicted model, not a curated record.
AAUGGGGGUCGUUGCGUAAUAUUAGACGAAGAGAUGUACGGGUGUGAUUGUCCAAUCGCUUUUUCCGGAUCGGUUUGCCAGUUCGAGGACGUGUGUGCAAGUGCACCUUGCAUAAAUGGGGGCACUUGUGAGUCACUCGGGUCUUCAGGCGUCUGCAGCUGUCCGCCUGAGUGGACGGGACAGUUUUGCGAGGAUGAGCUGCUACCAGAAGUUAAGCAGAAAAUAUCUGGAUCAAAAUCAUCAAAAUUAUUAGAACAAGGUGUUCAAGGAUCUGGAUAUGCGUUGCUUGUCGAAGGUCAGGAUGAGAACAAUUUGGAGCCACCCUACUCCAUGCUUGGUCACCUCUACAAAAGUAAACUACCCAAGAAUCCAGCCUCCUCAGAAUUUCUCUCCUUAAAACCCAAAGAAUAUUACCAAGACCAUGAACUCGAAGAGAGACGCCAAGUCAUAAGAAUCCCAGGAUUUGAAGAUAUUAACUCCUCCAUGAUAAGAAUCGCGUCGGAUGGAACGGUCUACGUGAGGCAGCCGAGGAGGAAAAAGGACUCAAAAACUAAAGUUGAUCAAUCAAAAUCAUCCAUCCUAAUUGACCUCAAAGACCAAUCUACUAACAAAAAUAAUCACAGCCUCGACCACAUCGUUGACGCCAGCAUAGUAAAAGUAAUGCCAAACGGGGAGCUCUUCAUAAAAAUGAAAAUUCCCAAAAAGUCUCACGGAGAAAACUUGUUACACAACAUGUAGUCAUCACAAAAAAAGUAGAUACAUAAUCAACAAUAACAACUUAAAUUGUAAACACUUUUUCAUAACUUGUUGACACUAUACAUAAAGUGAACGAGUUAUGUACUGUGCGGGUGGAGCUUAAACCUACGGCCUCCUGAAGUACCUUGUGCUGAGACUAGGGUUUCUCGUGAGUUUAGCUCCAUUCGCACAGCACAUAACUAACUCACUUCAAGUAUAGUCUACAAGUCGUAGUUUUUUCCA